GACGCGCUCUAACGGUCAAAUUUUCCGUUCUAAAAUCCAUUCAUUCCUAAUAUAUUCAUAAUCUCCCUAUAAAAUCUUUCAAUCGCACCUCUUCAUACAUCUACAAUCGCUCUCAAUCAACUCUCCCUCUACCGCCGGCGAUCGCAAAAUUUGAACUUUCCGGCGACCCACAUCAACAACAAAUUCCGAUCUCUUUCUUCGCAGUCUGCGUCAAUGGAAACCCCAUCAUCCACUAGAAGAGUUACAAGAUCACAGACUCUGGCUUCUUCCGCUUCCGCAAGCAACACCAACAUUCCUUCAUCGAGGAAAACUGAGGAAUCAUCGAUGCAGAAGAAGCAGCAAGAUCGCUCAGCCCUAAUAGAUAUAACCAACGAUUCCCCCAUUGUUGGGCUGGCAAUGGGGAGUCUGAAAACCCCAUCUUCGGCAUUUUCUAAGAAGAGAAUGAGCAAUCAAGGGCAGUUCACCCGAACCCCGGGUUCAGGUGAAGCCCUCUUGAGAGGGCAGGUGAAGACUCUUCUUCAGAAGGUUGAGGAAGAGGCAGAGCUCUCGAAGAUCGUCCUCGAAAACCGGCCUUUGUUCAAUCUUCUCAACUCCCCCAGUAAUCUUGUUGCACCAACUCCUGCAAACACACCUCAAAUAUUCAAUCUUGGUGGUGAUGCUGAUAGUGAUGGUUUGCCUUCUGUCACUCCUGUUACUGAGACUUUUUUCAUUCCACAGAAGCAAGAGAGCGUUGAAACUGAGAACGUGAUCACGAGGUCUCUGUUUCUUGAUUUCUCGGAGAAGUCUGAUGCAUCUGAUUGCUCCUCUGUGGUGACUUACCAAGGAGUGUGCUUUGGGGGGAGAGAGAAGAGCUCCACCGAUGAUGAUGAUGACGCCUCUGUGUGGUCUAUUCAGGUGAAUGCAAGCAGCACUAGAGAUGAAGAUGAAGACGAAGACGAAGACGAAGAUGAGGAACAAGGCUGCAUUGAAGAAGAAGAAGAAGAAGAGUACUACUUGGAGGUGAAUGAUGAAUGGCUGAUUGAUGAUGUUUGUGAAGGAAUGAGCAAGAUCAGCGUUGGGCCAAAGUUUGAAGGGAAGCACAUUAGGUUCAUCUACAACAGUGAUGGAGAGAUUGAAGAAGAAGAACAAGUGUGUGAAACACCAAAGCAAUAAUGGAUUAUGUUUUCUUCGGUUUUGGUUAUGGAUGUCUCCCUAUUGACACCAUCUUGGGUUUCUCUUUUUUGGGGAUGAUUUGCUUCUCGUAUUUGAUUAUUCACAUAAUUUGUGAUGAAAUUCCUACUGGUUUGUUAAUUGAUGAUGAUUUUAUUAUUUGAAUCAGAAUGAAUGGACAGUUCUUCUGAAGUUGAUCAAA
Salvia miltiorrhiza (redroot sage) is the source of this 1351-nucleotide messenger RNA. RefSeq lists its product as uncharacterized. The coding region runs from base 214 to 1152 and encodes 312 amino acids. The transcript is spliced from 3 exons. The record is from RefSeq and is a predicted model, not a curated record. NCBI's taxonomy places the organism in Eukaryota, Viridiplantae, Streptophyta, Magnoliopsida, Lamiales, Lamiaceae.